UUGGCCGUGACUUCUUAUCUGUCCGCCCAACAUUUAUUGGGUCCAAAUAAGAGUGGUAGUCAAGACAGACAGGAUUCAAAGAUCAAGUACCGCGAGGCAAUGAAGGCCUUGCAAGAUGACCUUUUACCAGUCAGAGCGCAUGGGAUUGGGAUGCUAAAGGAAAUGGUUCUUUCAAGGGAUCCAUUGGUAGCUUCGGGUUCAGGAUUGGACAACGUGCUUGACCUCUUUGUGCGACUAGUCCAAGAUGAAGACAGUUUUAUUUAUCUUAAUGCUGUAAAGGGAUUGUCUGCCCUGACCGAUGUCCAUGGUAAUGAGAUUAUUGCCAAGCUCGGUCAGAUCUACAGUGAUGAGAGUCAGAAAUUGGAGAAUAGAUUACGAGUGGGAGAGGCACUGUUACAGACUGUGCAACGUUGCGGGGAUGCACUCGGCAAAUAU
This is a messenger RNA of Phycomyces blakesleeanus NRRL 1555(-), 435 nucleotides long. RefSeq lists its product as hypothetical. NCBI's taxonomy places the organism in Eukaryota, Fungi, Mucoromycota, Mucoromycetes, Mucorales, Phycomycetaceae. The annotation marks the transcript as partial. The transcript is spliced from 2 exons. Gene Ontology annotation, biological process: protein secretion. The record is from RefSeq and is a predicted model, not a curated record.